Messenger RNA from Durusdinium trenchii, 1390 nucleotides. Lineage: Eukaryota; Dinophyceae; Suessiales; Symbiodiniaceae. The record is from the annotation of a GenBank genome assembly.
CCGUUUCGUUUGCUGGCGCAGGGCUCCAGUUUUGCUUCAAGGAUGUGGCCUCAGACACAAGAUUGUUUCUGGGGUAUAUGACGUAGCCCAUACUCAUAGAGAAUUUGCUUUUGUCCGCUUUGGCCUUGCAUCGCUUCUGGAAUCUGUAAUGUAUGUAGACUGCUGAUUUUUAAAAUCAACAAAGAGGUUUUACACAUGGUUUUGCAAUCGACAUGGGUGGGGGUUAUGAAUCAAGAUUCUACAGAAUUACAGGCUCCAAAAACAUGUCGUGCGGCCCCAUGUGAAGCAGCUGCUCGGCUCCGUACCAUCUUUUGGCUCGAGACAGGCCUGUCAGGGAGGCGUUGAGCUGCCAAUGUGCAGCUGCUCAGCCCAGGGGCUUGGACGAAGCUUGUCCCAGCCGCAGGGCCUUGGACGCUUCUUCUUUCCGGCAGACUGUGGGGGGCGAAGACCCGACGGUUUCCGGCGGCGGCAGAGCCAAGACAGCCAUGGUGUGUUGCCGGAACUUUCAACUCCCCAGCUUGUCCGAGCUCUUCGGGUGGGGAACAAAGAGUCGGCCCAUGGAGUUUCAAAGCCCCGUGGGUGAGGGGCUGCUGGCCUUCUAUUACCCAGGCUAUAACACACCUGCAGAUGAGGUUUGUCAGGCCUGGAGUGUGACAAGGUCAUGCUGUUUCACAAGCCCAAAAGUGAACCUCAUCCCCAUCCAAAGCCGUUUGAACUGCCUGGUAGGAUUUGGAUUUGGUGCUUUUCGUAUUGAUGUUCUGUACAGGUCGGGCGAACAAAUCCCUCAGGCCGCAUUCCUGGGGAACUUUUAUGCAAGACCCUUGGAGAUCCGACAUGCUGCAAAGCCUGAGAUGGUGUCCUUUGAGAAUGCCGAGGCAGCUUUCCAAUGCUUGAAGCACUGGGACAAGAAGGAGCUCUUCCAGAAAGCCUCUGCCGAGGAAGCCUAUAAAUUGAAUCGGAAGUCACAAGGAGAAAACCAAUGUGACUGGACCUACGCGGGCUAUGGCUCUAAUUGGGCAGGAAUGCGUCAUGUUCUUCAGCAAAAGUUCCAAGAUGAAGAGUUGCGCCAGAUGCUGCUGGCCACCGAGAACGCCUUUCUCUUGGAGCACAAUCCCAAGCAUGGGCGUGAUACAGUGUGGUCCAACAACAAUGAUGGCACUGGCCAGAAUUGGCUCGGUCUUCAAUUGAUGUGGUUGCGCGAAGACUUGCGUGGAGGUUCGGGCGAUUGGGCCAACUGGCUGAGGCAGCAUGUGGACUUCUCCACCGGCGCUAUGCUCCCGGACUCCGAGUGGCCCAAGGUGGUGAAGAGGGCGACCGAGGCGACGCUUCAGGCGUUGGCAGAAGCAAGCUGAAUCCUGAGAUGUCCUGCAGAUCGAACUGACGUGCGGGC